AUGGACGUGAUGGACGAUUUUGAUUUGCUUGGCGCUCUCCACGAUUUUCUCCAUCAGAUCGGCCUUCUUCCACUCUCAAGCGCUCCAUCCACGAAAUUAUCAAGUUCACUGUCAGCUGGCACAAUCAUCCAUCAUCAUCUUUGCUCCGACAUUCCGGCCCACGAUAUCCAUUUUUUACUGAAUCUCGUCAAGGCGAAUCCACCUCAAACAUCAACGGAAUCUUUUAACCUACCUGAUCAUGACCCAGUCCCUCGUUUCCUCGAAAUCCUCGCUCAAUUAGCCCUUUUACCACCGUUUACCUGCCAUGUAUCCGCUCACUUUGCCCCCAUCUUACCAGAAUUAGCCUCGAGGUGGAUUUUGUCUCUGGAAUUUCAAGAAGGCGGUCGAUAUUCAGAUCAAGUUUGCUCGUACUGGCCAGCUCAACCUGAUCAGGAUGAAUCGCUUCAUUCCGAGCAGAGCCAUCCACCUGCAAAGGAAAACAUCAAGUCUAACCUCCGUUCGAUCAUUAGCGCAUUCAGCUUAUUAUUACCGCAUCACGCCUCGUUAUUUCCACUUUUCCUGAUUCUUGUACGCCAUCCCGCCCUUCGGACCGAUCCUUUUCAAGCUUUACCAGUCGAAACCCUCGCUUCGAUAUCUAGACUCGAUCAUCCUCUUGCCGCCAACCAUCCGCUUUACCAAUCAAAGGCUGUCGAUCCAUACAUCUUGGCGAUUUCUCGAUUAUUGCUAGUAUCACCUCAUCUCCCUUAUCCCGGUCUUGUUUUGCAGGGCUGGAUUCUACCCCCUGUUCUGCUCAACAUCCUCAAGUUCCAUCCGCGUCGAGGUAUUCGUCAGCUCGCUUGGUAUUGCUGGAAGCUCUGGCAAGGCCCAGCGUGCUCCAGUCAACUGAUCAAAGACGUCAAGGAUCAAUACGUUUGGAAACGCAAUCCAAGUGAAAUUUCUCCGAUUGAAGAUCAUUUCUCAUCUCCAUGGUCGCACAAGUCCCCUCAAAAUCAGGAUCAAGAGGAUACGCCUAUGAAUACAACCAUCGAUGGCUCGUCGGAUGAUACUAUCAUAGUCGAAGAACAGCUCACUUGCAAAUGGAGCGCGCAUCUGUCUGGAUCUUCUCCCGAAACCGUGUUUUCCUAUGAGGUGGUUUUCCGAGCAAUCGAUGCAUGGGUCUUGGAAGUCGACGAAACCCACCGAAUUUCACAGCUCAAAUCCCGUCCCAAGUCCGCCUCCGUUCAAAGGAAUGUCGACUUGCCGUUGCUUCUCCUUCAAGAUUGUCACCUCACCAAAUUGAUUGCAGCAAUUGAAGGCAACCUCCUUUUGAAAUUCCAUGCACUGCCUCCACCGACUCGAAUUAACAAUUUAUUGACCGCAGCGCAAAGCCCAAUAUCUGAGAAAGGAAGACAGAUCAGGUCGGAUAUCGUUCCACACCAGGCUCCAUUCGUUUCAACAUCUUCCUCGGUUCUCGCACUCAAGUCCUUGAGUCAGCAUAUCUCGCAGCGCUUCCCCGUCCUCUUAUCCGGACCACCCUCCUCUGGGAAAAAUACAAUUAUUCAGAAAUUAGCCGCUCAUCUUUGGUCGAAAAACCUCUCAUUUGACCAUACAAUCAUCGACCAAUCCGAGUUCGACCAAAAUGUUGUUAUCCUCAAUUUAGCCUCUAGAACACUGGAUGCAAAAAGUUUAGUUGGCAGUUAUGUUAGUUCGACCGAAGACCCCGGAAAGUUCGUAUUCGUGGAAGGUCCCUUACUCAAGGCAAUGAAAGAGGGAAAAUGGAUUGUUUGCCAAGACAUAGAUCGUGCAUCAGAUGAUGUUUUGUCUGUGAUCAAUCAACUAGCCGAUCUAAUCAGUCACCGUGCACAAUACCAAGUUGGCGGAGGGUAUGGAGGACAUGGUGGACCAAAUGGUGUCGGAAUCGAUUUGGGUGCCCAGUGCGGAUGGGUAUCAGCCAACGAACGAUUUUUACUCCUGGCUACCCGAACUUGUCAACACGACAAGGGCAAAUCUUUCGUCGGUGAAGAAUACUGGAAAGAAGUAGUGAUAUCCUCCAUGACGAAAGAAGAUAUUUUGAUUCUCAUUACACGCCAAACACCCAACUUCUCAGAAGAUGUCCGCCAUCGACUUGUGGCUGCAUGGGAAGAAGUUUCAUCUUCCCACAUGGACUCCUCUCGCAGGCGCCCAAUCCAGUUGAUUGACCUUUUGAAGUGGGUUACAAGAAUCAAAGGGCUCUUGUCAAAUAAUCAAAUACUGUCUUCCGUGUCUCAAAAUCCGGUCCUCCAAGAACAGAUCUUUCUCGAAGGGGUCGAUUUAUUUUUAGCAUCUUCCGAAACCUUUCCGGUCGAAGGCGAUAAUCUGGCGAGCAACCUAGACUUAAAUGUUGCUCAAGCACUCGGCACACAUCUAGAUUUGAAUCCCGAGAGGUCCGCAUACUGCAUCUGUCGUCGCAUACCCGAUUACAUUCCUCCUGCACAAAAACCUAAGGGCGGAUCAAGCGGGAAAGGGAAGACUCAUGCCACAAUCGGACGAGUCAAGCAAGCCAUUGACAAAAGCCUUGUGGGGUCCAUGAUCUCCAACUCUCGCCCUUUUGCUUUAACGAAAUCCACGUUGGUUUUGUUGGAACGAUUGGCCGUAUGUAUGCGAUCUUCCGAGCCAGCAUUACUGGUCGGCGAAACUGGUACUGGAAAAACCACUGUCGUCAGUUACAUGGCUAGCUUGAUUGGCAAGAGAUUGAUUUCGCUCAAUCUGAGCAAUCAGAGUGAAGCCAGUGAUCUACUGGGUGGCUUCAAACCGCUCGAUUCUGCUGAGGAUGGCAAAUUGCAUGGCAAUUGCUUGGUUGAUGAUUUCAUCAACACCUUCGGGGAUGCCUUUAAUACUUCUCGCAACCACGAAUUUGUUCAUGCAAUACGCAAGGCUGCAUCCAAAAAGAAGUACAUUCGACUGGUCGCACUACUCAAAGACGGCAUUCGAGCACUCAGUGAACGUUUAAAUACUAAACUCAAAUCGGCCGACGAGCGGCUCCAUACCGAGAUGAAUGAUUGCCAUGAACCCAGCAAGCGCCGCAAGACUAACAUCACUCGCAGCAAAACAUUUGAAACCACGCAAGCCCAAAUGAAGUCGUCUCUUCAAGAUUAUCUUUUUCAAGUCAACCAAUUUGAAGAUAAGUUUGUUAGAUCCACUUCAAAUCACAUGCGAUUCCGUUUUGUUGAAGGUCCGCUGGUGAAGGCCUUACAAAACGGCGAUUGGGUCUUGUUAGACGAAAUCAACUUGGGCACUACCGAGACUCUCGAAGCGUUAAGCGGUCUCUUGCGGCAUCCGAAUGCGUCCGUCGUUCUCAGUGAGCGGGGCGAUCUCGUCCCCGUCCCAAGACACCCAGAUUUCCGGUUGAUCGGUUGUAUGAACCCUGCUACCGAUGUUGGAAAGCGCGACUUGCCAGCCAGUUUGAGAUCAAAGUUCACCGAGCUCUACGUUCAACCUCCCGAUAACGAUCGAGAAGCCCUCCUGAACAUUAUCUCCCAACAUCUAGGUGGACUCUGCGCUUCCGAUAAAAGAGCGAUCCCCGACACUGCUGAUUGCUACUCGGCCAUCCGAACUCUAGCUCGAAAUGGUAGCUUGGCUGACGGUACUAAUGCCCCUCCGCACUAUUCUAUGAGAACCCUUUCUCGCGCCUUGACAUUUGCUACCGAGAUUUCUAGUUCGUUAUGCUUGAGAAGGGCCUUAGUCGAAGGAUUCUUGAUGGCAUUUGUAACAACUCUUGAUACCAAAUCAACUGAAGUCGUCUACCAGCUCAUUGAUCGACACAUUGUUCAAACCGGGAAGAACCCAAAGGCGAUACUUUCUCAACUGCCGAAGAAGCCCGAAGAUCACGAAUCAUACAUUCAAGUUGGUCCGUUCUGGUUGAAAAAAGCACAGGUACUGGACGAAUCCACUGUCACCCAAGAAUAUGUCCUCACUGGGUCGGUCAAAUCAAAAAUAAUCGACUUGGCUCGGGCUGUGACCACCGGCCGAUGGCCAGUCCUAAUUCAGGGACCUACCUCAAGUGGAAAGACUAGUAUUGUUGCUUACAUUGCUCGUCUCACAGGCCACCCGUUUGUGCGAAUCAACAAUCAUGAACAUACGGAUAUUCAAGAGUACAUUGGUAGCUAUGCCACUGAUCCAGAAACAGGGCGUCUCUGUUUUAAAGAAGGUGCUUUGGUUCGGGCUCUACGGCAGGGCGCAUGGGUUGUCCUGGAUGAAUUAAACUUGGCUCCAUCCGACGUUCUCGAAGCUCUUAAUCGAUUACUUGACGACAAUCGAGAGCUAUUAAUUCCUGAGACUCAAGAAAUUGUCAAGCCUCAUCCAGACUUCAUGCUUUUUGCUACUCAAAAUCCACCUGGUCUCUAUGGUGGUCGAAAGGUUCUCUCUCGCGCUUUUCGGAAUCGGUUUAUCGAGCUGCAUUUCGACGAUGUUCCUAAAGACGAAUUAGAAGUUAUUCUAUGCCAACGUUGUGCCAUUGCCCCGAGUCACGCUAACAAGAUCGUCCAAGUGUUUGCGGAACUCCAAAGAAGACGACAAAGUGACAAGAUCUUUGAGCAGAAGCACAGUUUUGUCACUUUGAGAGAUUUGUUUCGAUGGGGUGGUCGAGGUGCAGUAGGUUAUCAAGAACUAGCUGAAGAUGGCUACAUGCUGUUGGCCGAGCGCUCCCGGGGCAAAGAAGAAAAGGAAACCGUCAAGCAAGUUUUGGAAGAAAUCAUGAACGUGACCAUCAAUCCAGACUGCCUGUAUCAAGACGUACAACUACCAAAGAGUCUAGUCGCCACAGAAGCAUGCAAGCGUUUAUUCAAGCUAGUUUCCCGUUGCCUUCAGUUCAACGAGCCUGUUCUCUUGGUGGGAGACGCGGGUUCCGGGAAGACAUCGGUUUGUGAAGCACUCAGCUUGUUUACCAACCACCGCCUGAGAAGCAUCAACCUUCAUCGGAAUUCAGAAGUGGGAGAUUUAUUGGGAAGUCAACGCCCGAUUCGGCAGCGAGCAGAAAAAAUCCAGACUGCGUUACAACAACUACAAGCUUCUCUUGCCUGUUUGGAAAUUAAAAUCUCAAUUACGGACGGGUCGGACACUGACGAUGUGAUCAGCAAUACCGAGAAGGCUUUGGCGCAGAAAAAGAGAUUGUUAUCUGAUUCAAAAGCCAUUGAUCAGGCUCAGAUGGCACUCAGUCAGCUCAAGAAAUCAACUGCAUUGUUUGAUUGGUCCGACGGCCCCUUGAUACAAGCAAUGCAAGAAGGCGAUCACGUUUUACUGGACGAGAUUUCUCUUGCGGAUGACUCAGUACUUGAGCGGCUCAACAGUUUGUUAGAGCCGGAGCGCUCGAUUGUCUUGGCUGAACGUGGGGGUCAAACUCUUGAUGAAAUGCAAAUCACGGCCCAUUCAACCUUCCAAAUCUUUGCUACCAUGAAUCCCGGUGGUGAUUUCGGCAAACGAGAACUCUCACCAGCGCUGCGAAACCGAUUCACCGAGAUCUGGGUCCCUCUAGUCUCGGACCCACAGGACAGGUUUGCGAUUUACUGUGAUCGGCUAUCACACAAAGCCCAGUCUCCAACUUGUAGUAGCUUUGUUCCCUCGGAAUGGGCCGCUCACAUCAUCUCGUUCUCGGAGUUUUACUCGAAGUCACCGAUCUCUGCGCAAUUUUCAACUUGCGAGUUGAGUCUAAGAGACGGCCUUGCUUGGUGCGACUUUAUCCGAUCCUGUUCAUCUCUAGCACCGCCUCUAUCAUUCAUUCACGGUGCCCAAAUGACUGUUCUCGAUCGCAUUGGCACCGCUGGCUUUGGACAAGACCUUUCCGUCAAUCUCACUCACGAACUCAGAGGCUCUUGUCUGGAUUACCUGCAUCAAUUGGCCAAUGUUUUGCAAGACAGCAGUGAAGGUGGUCACCAGGUCAAAUACACGGCGGAAGGCUUACAAAUAGGCGAUUUUGUAUUACAAAAAUCUACCCCGACCAUUGCAGAACCAACUUCCACCAAUUACUCCUUUUCUGCACAAACUGUGGCCCACAAUGCCAUGCGAAUCAUUCGGGCUCUUCAAGUUCCCAAGGCCGUUUUGUUAGAAGGUAGCCCAGGAGUAGGUAAGACCAGCAUUGUGGAAGCCUUAGCCAAACUCUCAGGAAAACGCCUGCAACGCAUCAACCUUUCCGACCAAACUGAUCUACUGGAUCUGUUUGGUGCUGAUGCACCUGUCGAGGGCGGAAGCCCGGGACAAUUCGAAUGGAAGGACGCCUCCUUCCUCGACGCGCUGCAGAAAGGAGACUGGGUUCUGCUUGAUGAAAUGAACCUGGCUCCUCAAACGGUUCUCGAAGGGUUGAACGGCUGCUUGGAUUAUCGAGGAACUGUUUAUGUUCCGGAAAUUGAUCGGACCUUCAAACGACACCCCGACUUCAGGGUUUUUGCUGCUCAGAACCCACAUCACCAAGGCGGUUCCCGAAAGGGCCUUCCCAAGUCGCUAGUGGAUCGAUUCACGGUUGUCUUCAUGAAAGAGAUGGAAAAAGAAGACUUACUUCAAAUUUGUACUGAAAUGGCUCCUGUGUACAAUCAAUCUGUAAUAUCAGGAAUGGUCAAUUUGAAUUACCGACUCGCCGAAGAGACCAAUAAUCCUAGUUCCUUUGCUUCCCUUGGCUCUCCUUGGGAAUUCAACUUACGUGACCUCGGCAGGUGGAUGCAGGUCACUUCGAUGAGCGGGAAAUACGACCUCCAACCGCUGUCUCCGGUAGAAUACGUCGAUAUGAUCUACACCGGUAGGUUUCGAACUCAAGACGAUCAAACCAUUUCUGCAAGGAUCUCUCGUGAAUUCUUCCAUGCGUCAAGUAUGUCGCGUGAUCAUCAAGAUCUGGUCGAGCUCCCUUCAGAGCUGGUUAUCGGACAUAGCAGAUUGGCGAAACCAGCUGGCUUGUCAUGGACUCCCCCAAUAGUUUCCCCUCUAGAAAUUCCACCAUGUCUCUACAACUGCGCUGAAGCCCUAAUUCGAUGUCUAGAGCUGAAAUGGCUUCCUAUUCUGACUGGCAUGGAAAGAUCGGGAAAAUCGUCCCUUGUGAAGUUUUUGGCCGCUCGAAAAGGUGUCCAGUUACGAGUCAUUAACUUACAUUCCGGCACCGAUACUUCCGACCUGAUUGGAGGAUUUGAGCAAAGCAAUACUGAACGCAAGUUGAUUGCGAUACUUGAGGACAUCUCUGAAACCAUCCAGCAAGAUCUCAAUAAUUUUUACCUCUCUCGUGACGCCAGAACCAGCAAUCUCGAAAUGUGUCGUAGAGAUCUGAAUCACAUCAAGGAUUUGGUCUUUUCAUUCGAAACCAACAGAUUAGUUUCUUGCGCACUUCAAAUCUUGCAGCAGCCAGAAAAGCUUUCACUCGCUCCUCAUUACGAAAGGUUUGAACGAUCAUUACUGGACCUUCAGUCUGGAAAGCCCGGAUGCCGAUUUGAAUGGAUCGACGGUCCCCUCGUCACUUCAAUGAAGAAGGGCCAAUGGCUCUUGGUUGAGAACUCGAACUUGUGUAGCGCAUCUGUCUUGGAUCGUCUGAAUCCUUUAUUCGAAGGUACCGGAAGACUGCAGCUCGCAGAAAAAGGGAUGUGUCAAGGUGGUAUUGAUACGGUCAUUCCCCAUGAGAACUUCCGAAUCAUAUUCGCGUUCAACCCCCGGUAUGGCGAGCUUUCUCGGGCGAUGAGAAACCGUGGUGUAGAGAUUGCUUUCUUACCUGAUCCUCAGCUGCACCUCAUUUCUUCCCCGUUGCCUUUCAAAACCACUCUCCUCAGUUCAAGCAAUGUUAUCCAGGACCCAGUAAUGCGCUGGACCGCUCACGCAUUAGUUCACUCUCCCUCCGAAUUCCCACUGCUCUCGAGAAUAAUCGACCAUUUCUUAUCCUCGCCAAGUCCCGACCAUUCGUUGAAACUACUGUUGAACAGACUGUUACAACCUGAUGUUCUGGAAGUUGUAGUAGGUUGGGCCCAGCUCAACCGAGUGAAUCAUUUUUUGAUUGGAGAGGCAUUUGAUUUGGCUAUUGGAAGCCAAUCCACCCAACAUUUACUGGAUCAAGGUAAAGCACUGGGCCACCGGUGUUUCUUGCGACUCAUCAUCGCGGCUUGUCUACCUAUACGCUUAUUGACUCAUCAAGCAAGUCUCGAAUCAAAUGGCCCAAAGAAGAUCCCAAGCGAACCUUCCAUAAAACACAGUCAUCUGAUUAACCAUGUACACUUUUCAAGAUUUGUCCAUCUUGCCAGUGAUGUGAUUCUGCGAACAUCUUUGUUCAUACUGAGCAAAACUCAAGACAAUCACAGCUUAUCUGACUUUGAAAUAUCUGAAUAUCAGAGGUCGUUUGAAUCCAUACGUGAUAUCCAGGAAGCAACUUUGCAGAUGAUCAACCUCUUAGAAUCAACUCCGGACCAUGCGGCGAUUGGGUUUGCUUUGAAGAUGAUAGACGAUUCGGUCAAUCAAGCACCCAUCCAAUCAAAAUCUUCUUUUGAUCCCAUCAAGCUCUCCCUCCAACCACUCCGCGACUCACAUGAUAUCUCUCGGUGGGAAGGUCUCGUCCUUCUAUGGAAUUUAUUCUGUCCACCCUGGUAUAAAGAUUUACAUCUUGUCACCUUGGUCAAUCAAUUAGGGCAGCUCUGCGAGGCCAAUUGGUCUUUAUUAGAUAUUGAUUUAAGAGCCAUCUAUUUUGAAAUCGUGGCAUCCCUCAAGAUCAGUCGAGAAAUAUCAACUCAGUGUCCGGACAUCAAUUGGCUGACCGAAAAACUCAAAGUGCAAAUAUCAGCUGCUAAAGCAGAAAAUGACGGCUUGAGCACACUGGAUGACAAUUUUGGGGUGGUCGGAGAAAGAAUGAUUGCAAUUGUAACAACAAUGACCAGCUUUCUCCAACCAGCACAAAGCAAAGUAAAACUUGAUACCCUUCUACCUCAGUGGGGGACUUUACCAAGCGAAGUAGGCGUGCUAUUCCGUUCAAAGGCCUACCUUCAAGAUCAAAAUGCAUCAACGCAUCAAACCGACCUAUGCCUCAACCUCCAAAUCACCAUGUUAUUAACAGCAGCCCCCAUCAAUUUCUGCGAUGCUACCAACUCGAGCCUUCGACCUUUCAACGUAGUGUCCCAAUUUACUCGAUCAAAUUUCCUUCACGUGAUGUCGGGCAUUGCUAGACUGGUCACAAAAUCAACAACGCUUGAGGAUCACGGAACGGUAGUCAAUACACUCCAGCAAUUGGUCUCGCUUGUUGCUACCACAACUCACUGCUUGACUCAAGAUCGCGAACGCAUGUGUUCUGCUCUGAUUUCAAACCUUUUAGAACUCAUUGAAGCCCCGGUGAAUCAUCUUGACCAAUCUGGUACCCCAAUUCCUGCAGGACUGAGCUUCACCUCGCGGGCUCUGAAGCUAUGGCAUCUCUACAUUCCAGACGUACCCAUCGACCCUCUAUCUGUCCAGACUGCCCACCAUUCUUAUCUCCAAGCUUGGGCGUCCCGUCUUGGCCAACUGCGGGAAUUUUUAGCUUCGUACCAGCAGGCAAAAGGUCGUGUUUCAUCGAAUCCUCGAAUCAAGCAAUUGGAUGACGAAAUCGAAGUGAUCCACUCACGCUGCAAGGAAAUCCCAAAGCCCUCAAUCCAACGGUCCACUGACACGCUGGUCCAGCAUGCAAUCUUUACUGAGUUGAAAGCGUUCGAGAAACAGUUUCUUGUUGAUGGACGCCUUGAAGAUUUAGUACAAGCUCUUGCCAGACCGGAAAAUCAGGACUGUCUCCAAGCCCUACAUGCACGAAUCGAGAAUUUCUCUUUCUCAGCCAUUGGAUUGCUCAAUCGCCUCAGCAAACGAUUCCCCACAUCCGUCGACAUUUUAUGGCCGGUCCAAGCAUUUCUACAUGUCAUGAUCGCUGACCUUACUCUCUCGUUCCAAAGGGCAAUGUCAGAUUGCUCCAACCCAUCUGCGCGGGUUAUUACCGAUUUCAUCGGCUGUUUAACAAAAAGCACUCCCACUAUCGCCGCAGCCAAUCUCCGAGACGACCCGCUCAUAGAAACAGCUCAAAUGACCGUUGCAGAUGAAGCUGGUCAAUCGGUCAUCUCACUACUUUACAUCAGUGCGAUGACCAAAUUCCCGAUCACGGAAUUCGAAAGCCCUCAAACCCACAAGUUGCUCUCAUUCUACGACAAAUUAUGGCAACUUUGGACUCGAGAUUGUAUCCGACUCCAGAAAGAGGCUGAGGAAAAGGCGCAGGAGUUCAAAACACGCCGACAAGAUAUCAUCAUCAAGUCGGAUGAGGAAAUCGAAGAAGAAGAAUUGCAAGACUUGUUCCCGUCUUACGAAGAUAACUUACCACGGGCCUCAUCCAACUCCUCUACCAACCUUGUCACUCCGUUGCAAAUUUCACUCCUUUGCAAGAUUCAUCUCUCAAUCAUGUCGGCAAAGGUAGAUGAAGAACAUUCUAGGUCCUGUUUUGAUUCGCUUCGGCAGCAAAUUGUGGUAGCAAUGGUAGAGAAGCACGGGCUUGCCUUGCCCUCAAAUCUCGAUCAAUCAUCGUUGGCGUUUCAGUUCCAUUCUCUUUGUCAACUUCUCAAAUCGUCCACCUCGCCAUCAAAUUCCAAGGCAAACUUCUACACCGAUAGCAAUACUGCUGAGACCACCCGGGUGGUCCCAUUUGUAAAAGCUUUGGCUUCUAAAAUCGAGGCGCUGAUUCGACAAUGGCCUGAGAUGACAACUUUGGACGAGAUUCUUCAACGAUGUCGUAAAGUUGCAGCUUUAUCAUCAGACAGUCCUCUGGCCUUGAUCAUCCCGCAACUGGAAGCCUUAAUCGGACAAAUUGAGGAAUGGCAAAAGUACAGUUGCGCCGAGAACUCGUUGCUUUCAUUCCAGUCUGACCUUACAGCUCUAGUCGUGAGCUGGAGAAGAUUGGAAUUAGCCUCGUGGGCUGCCUUGAUUCAAACUGAACUCGAUUCCUUCCAUCUCACGACCGACGUCUGGUGGUUCCGACUCUACGAAUUGCUUGUUCGCGGUUAUUCGACGCAUUCGCAUACCCCAGACAACCAAGAAGCAAAAUCAUAUCUUAAGGAUUGUGCCCUUGUUCUCAAUCAAUACCUCACCGAAUGUAACUUAGGACAAUUCGGAUACCGCUUGACACUCCUCAACUCUUUCAGCGCACUCCUUCGAGCCGUUUCCCGGAUCUCAAACUUUGGAUGUUGGAGUCGCAUCAACAAUCUUCUAGAUGGUAUCAUUUACUUCUACUCGCAUUACGAGCCUCUGGUCGACCAAAAGAUUGAACAAGCAAAACGUCUGGCCCGUAGCGAGAUAGAGAGCUACAUACAGCUUGCCAGUUGGAAGGAUGUCAACAUCAUUGCACUUCGGCAAAGUAGUCAGAAAAGCCAUCGACAGCUCUACAAAACAAUCCGUAAAUUCCGUAGCGUACUGCAGGGACCAAUGAAGGAUAUGUUGCAGCGAUGGCCAGUCAAGAAGUCCGGCGAUAUCGAGGCACGUCUUCCGACGAUACUCCAGGAGAAUGAACUAUCACGAUCCUGUCAGAUUAAUCCAAUUUUGUGGAACCAAUACACAGAAUCACUUUCGAUGCCAUCCUAUCUCUCACAGCCGCAGAACAUCUUGAAACGGCUGCAGAAAUUGGUCCAGUCGAACGGUUUCCUAUCUCAAGAUGUCGCAAUCGCAGCCUCCGAAAUUGCCGAAUUGUCUACGCACAUUUUCUCAGUGGCAAAAGAGCUGAGUGAAGUGAAGAUUCCCCGAGGAGACGGCCGAGAGCGCUUUGCUCGAAACCUUGAUCUACGAAAACGAAAGGCUUUCUCCGAACUUCUGAAAAAGUUGAGACUCUUGGGUAUUGGAACAUCGCCCACUGAUCGUCUUCUUCUACAACUCUCAGAUCCUGCAGUCGUCAUGAGUCAGCCAUUACUUGGCCCAGAAGGUUUCUCCGAAGUCCAGCUGUGCUGCCAGGAUUCUGAUGAAUUAAUUUUUGCGCUGCUCAAUGAAAUGCCGCAAUUUCGCAAGUAUCGUAGUCAGCAUCACUCUGACAUUCCCAAUGCCGACAUGGAGCGACUGAUUGGCUCUAUUGAGAGCGGUUUGGCACUUAUCUUGGCGGAACGGCAGAGCCUAUCGACACUCGUCAAGACAGUCAAGCAUAUUGAGCAAUCCCUUUUGCGUAUGUCGAACUUACUAGUUUCCACAUCGUUUUGUACAUCAAAGACCACCGGUAACCAGCUGUGUGAUAUCAGCAAAAAGAUCAUUCAACACCAGAAGCUUUGUGUGAAUUCGAUUGAAGAGGCUUCGGAGUUCAUUGCACAGCUCACUAAUCAACAAGGCCGUGGUCCUACCGGAAUUAAUGAUAUGCUACAGGAAAUAAUUCAGACGGUAGUCGAAAAUGCGUCUCUUGUUCAAGACAUUAUCAUGUUCUCCGGCACCUCUAUCACGCUACUCAAACCCAAUGAGGCUGAUGCUUUGCAAAAAAUCAAUGCCAACUUUAACGCGACCACUGAUCGUCUGGAGUCUUUGGCUCUCAGCUUCCCCGAUUUCAACUUCAUAUUGUCGCCUCUUGCCCAACAGCUGCGCCAUCAUCAGACCACCAUUCCAAACUUCGAUGAUGUUGAUGGCUGCUCUUCAGAGAAGGCUUGGGGUUCCAUGAAGAAAUUGACAGACUCAAUUCUCGUUGUUAUUCAAGAUCUAGCGAGACCCAAAGAUCCCCAGUCAGACUUGAUCACAUCCAAGAAAGCACCCGGCCUCCUCAGAAAAGCUCAUUCGGAAUUCGCAAGCUUGACUGGACAAUGUCACUUGGAAGAAAUCUUGCAAAAUUUAUCCAACUUCAACCAGGCUGUAUCGUUCACUACCAACUCUGAAGAAAUUUCUCUGUUGCUCAACAUGGGCGCAUCGUUACUGCGACAGUAUUUACAACUGAUUUCCAACCAUCUACUCGAAUACUUGCGUUGGCAUAGGAGCAACCUCCACUUGUUACAUACGAUCGUCUCCAUCGGUGCAAACAUUGCGGAACAGGGAUUCUGUAAGCCCGAUUUCAGAGAGGAGGAGGAGGAUAGCGCAGGCAAGGAUGGGCCGUCCAGAGACGGAACCGGGCUUGGUGGUGGGCAGGGUGCGAAAGACGUUAGUGAUGAAAUCGAGGAUGAUGAGCAAUUGGAGGGCUUGCAAGGAGAAGUUGACGAGGAAAAACCCGAGGCAGAUCAAGAUGCCUCCAAAGAAGACAAGGCUGUGGAGACUCAGCAAGAUUUUGAUGCUUCACUCGAAGAUGUUGAAGAUGCAGACGACAGCGAAUCCAAUGCCAAUGAAGAUGAUGAAGCAGACGAUGAGGUCGAGGAUGGCUUGGGCAAGGUUGACCCGUUGGACUCCGGGGCUGUUGAUGAAAAAUUUUGGGAGGGUGAAGACGAAGCAGGGGAUGAGCCCGAAACCAACGACGCAGACUUGAGUGCCAAAGAAAAUCAACCUAUGCCCCAGGAUUCCGAUUUGGCGGCACAAGACAAUAAAGUAGGCGGCGAGCAAAACAAAGCUAAGCAAACCGAUGAUCAAGAGAUGAACUCACCCAAGGAGAAGGAAGGCUCCGACGUCGAUGAUAAUUUGUUGGAUGAAGGAGCUGAAGAAGAUGAUCCGGAUCAAGAGAACGAAGCCGCUGAUGCUCAAGAAGAGGAAAGCGACAAUGAAGUACCUGGGCAAGAUAACACGGUGCCCAUGAUGGAUCAUGUCGACAAUUCUGAAGUCUUGGAUCUUCCGGAAAAUCUCGAAUUGGAGGACCACGGCAGCGAAGCAGGAGAGAAUUCCUCACAAGACUCAAUUAUGGAUCUUGAAGAUUCUAUGCCCGAACCUCCCGAGCGAACUGAUGCGGAACUUGACCGCGAUGGAGAAGAAGAAAGCCCAUCCGACCACCAUGACAUAGAGGAUUGGCAACCUGAAGAAGCCUUGGGAGAAACUGAAGCUCAGCCACAGAACGACCCUUCAGGCCAGGCUAAAGAUUCUCAGAGUGGCGCUGGAGCUGGAACCGAGGGCGGUGGAGCACUUUCUACCCCGGCUGCAUUGGAGACAACACAAAACGUCGAUGAGAAUGCGGAUAAUCAGCAACCUCAGUUAGAUGAAGAAAAGCCAGCGGGUGCUCCAAAUGAGUCCACAAAAGAGAAGAUCCCAAUGCAAGUGACUCAACCACAAUCUACCGAGCAAGUUGGCGACGGUUCUGACGGUCAAGCUGUAUCCCAACAGCAAGGUCCUACAGAACAGCGCGACAGCAACAAGGAGAAUCCAACUAGGCCGAAUCCAUUGCGCGACUUAGGCAAUGCAAUGGAGGAUUGGAAGCAUAGACUUCAACAAAUCAUUGAUGCCAGUCCUGAAGAAGGCAGGGAUAGUGGUGAAGAACGAUUUGAUGAUGACGCCGAAGUUGAGUAUUUGCAGACUGAUGACGACGAUCUUGCUCAUCAGCAAGCUCCUGGGCCUGCGACCGAGGAGCAAGCCUGUCAAGGGCUUGUCAACAUGCAAAUCGAUGACUGCGAACCUCAAGCCGAUAUCCUCCGGCCGCCGGUAACCGACUCGACGCCUUACCCAGUUGAGCCACUCCAAGCGCCCGAAACGGGGAACCAGAUUGACCCUGCCGAGGCGGCUAUUCUCGGAUCGAAAUCUGAGUCACAAGCUGCCGAAGAUGGUCAAAUUCGCGAUUCCAGAAUCGAGAACGGGUCACCUGAAGACCAAGAAGAAGAUGACCCGGUCCAAUCAACUAACCUCAAUUCGGAAAACGGACCUCUUCACGACCCCUCCACAUCCUCGGCGCUCUGGCGCGAAUAUCAGCAACUCACACAACGCUCUGCCUCACACUUGACGGAACAGCUGCGUCUCAUUUUAGAACCGACGACCGCAACAUGCCUCCAAGGAGACUAUCGUACUGGCAAGCGAUUGAAUAUGCGUAAACUGGUUCCUUACAUUGCAUCGGACUAUACCAAAGAUCGCAUUUGGCUACGUCGAACCAAACCUGCACAACGAGAUUACAAAAUUCUUCUGGCGGUUGAUGAUUCAAAGUCGAUGGCCGACUCAAGAUGCGCAGACCUAGCCUUUCAAACUCUCGCCCUGGUGACGAGCGCGCUCGCUAAAUUGGAAGUUGGGCAAGUUGCAAUAGCAAAAUUCGGCAGAAGCUUCGACAUCUUGCAACCCUUUGAAGGAAGUUCUGGAAAGCUAAACAACUCGGCGAGUCCAAUUGAAGGCUUCACCUUCUCGCAGCAGCAGACCAACGUUCGACUUGCGGUAGCUCAAGCAAUCAAAGCGUUCUCUUUGGCUCAAUCCUCUGGCAACUCCCACAAUGACAAUGAAACCUGGAAAUUAGGUAUCAUCAUCUCAGAUGGAAUUUGUCAAGAUCACGAGGAAGUUAAAAGCUUGCUGCGGAAAGCUGUUCAAGACAAGAUCAUGUUUGUAUUCUUGAUUCUUGAUUCUCUACAUCAACAUACCGGAACCGCAGGAGCAAAUGAAGAUGGCACCAAAGCCAAAGAUGAUCAUCAUAACGAUUCUUCCAUCAUCUCCAUGAAUUCCGUUUCUUACGUCAAUGGAGCAAACGGUCAAAUGGAAUUGAAGAUGGAGAGAUAUCUAGAUACCUUUCCGUUCGAUUAUUAUAUCAUACUUCGUGAUGUGGAGGCUCUUCCCAAUGUCCUAAGCUCAACGCUUCGCCAGUUUCUCGAGAAAGUAAAUAAUGUUUAG
Puccinia graminis f. sp. tritici CRL 75-36-700-3 is the source of this 15645-nucleotide messenger RNA. RefSeq lists its product as uncharacterized. The coding region runs from base 1 to 15645 and encodes 5214 amino acids. Lineage: Eukaryota; Fungi; Basidiomycota; Pucciniomycetes; Pucciniales; Pucciniaceae. The transcript is spliced from 19 exons. Gene Ontology annotation, biological process: rRNA processing; ribosomal large subunit assembly. Gene Ontology annotation, molecular function: ATP binding; ATP hydrolysis activity. The record is from RefSeq and is a predicted model, not a curated record. Gene Ontology annotation, cellular component: nucleus; preribosome, large subunit precursor.